AUGUUUAAGACAGCGGCAACGGUUUCAUCUGAAGCUCAAGGGCGCAUUGCCUCCAUAAACAUGGCUAACCGCAUUGCUCAGUCCAAUGGGUACCCAGCAAAGGUCUCUCAUUCAAAUCGGAGCCAUGCAAUUGAGCGGCGGUGCCACAGGGUAGAACAAGCAACAAAGAUCCCUUUCUGCCUUCCUUUUAUUUCGGAUGACAUGAGCAAUGCAGUGCGAGCAAGCUUACGACAGGCGGGUCUGCAAGACUCAGUCAGAGUAGUGGACAUACCACCUGUAAACCUGAAGCAACAGCUAGUCCGCAAUCGCGCAUAUGACAGACUUUGUGAGACACCGAAUUGCAUCGUUUGUCCAAACGGGAGGCAGGGUGAUUGCGUGGUAUCGGGGGUUAUCUACCUAAUCACCUGUCAGUUAUGUGGGGCUGAGUACAUUGGCGAAACAGGAAGAUCACUAUGUAUCCGCGUCAAGGAGCACCUAGACGGGCUCGUAAAAUCAAGAACAUCAUCCCCCUUAGGUGCGCAUCGCAGACAGUGUCAUGACAACACCCCUUUCAAGAUAGCUGUCACUAUCUUGGCACGCGAAUCAGACGUUUUAGCACGAAAAACAUUGGAAGCGUUUUAUAUCACGGCCAAAAGUCCUAUCAUGAAUCGUAAAGAAGAAUGCAUCGCUGUGACCAACGAGCUGGCGCCAUAUCAGGACCUUUGCGGGUUUUGA
This is a messenger RNA of Necator americanus (New World hookworm), 714 nucleotides long. RefSeq lists its product as uncharacterized. Bases 1 to 714 code for a protein of 237 amino acids. Lineage: Eukaryota; Metazoa; Nematoda; Chromadorea; Rhabditida; Ancylostomatidae. The record is from RefSeq and is a predicted model, not a curated record. The transcript has a single exon.